Molecule: messenger RNA, 1034 nt
Organism: Branchiostoma floridae (Florida lancelet)
Lineage: Eukaryota; Metazoa; Chordata; Leptocardii; Amphioxiformes; Branchiostomatidae
Exons: 4
Coding region: 121-930 (269 amino acids)
Source: RefSeq, a predicted model, not a curated record
UGCCUGUCGAGAUAUAGUCAUGAUUCAGAAGAUUUCAUUUGUAACACCACAUGGUGAAUCUUGGCCGCCAGAUUCCAGAGCGCCCGACGUGUACUAGUAUGUAAAUCAUUGGAACGUUACAUGAUUGAUGGACAAAAGAUACGCCAUCAUGGAGGGCCCCUUCCUCCAAGACGCAGACAAGAGUUAACAGUGGGGAAUCACUGUGAGGUUGUGAUAUUUACGACAAUGUGGAAUUGGCGCUGGAAAACGUGGAAGUGGUGUUGGAGAACGGCAGGAAUGAUGUGCUUUGCGCUCUCUCUGACAAGUCAAGCCAAAGGAACUCAUCAAAGGAGGAAGAUUUGUGUGGAGGACGGAAUCAAACGACCCGGUAUACUGCAAACAUCGGGUCUUGGUACGGAACUGACUUACGGGCGGGAGAAGAACACUGUAGUCUUUGAAGUGGACAUCCAGAGACAAAAAAUAACAAGGCACAAAAAUCGACUAGUAGCUAACCUACUGACAGAAGUGACAGAGACCGCAUUGCGAGGAGUUGCAAGUGACUACAGGCUAUUAAAGCUGAUGCGAGGAAACGUAAGCCUAGCCAUUGUUCAUCCCUCUCCAUACUUCCCAUACGGAACAGAAAGAGGAACAACAGUGAUCGGCUACUACGCAACAUUCAGCUGUAGCGCACGGUUGUUACCAGGCAGUCUCCUGAAACAGGUAGUGAUGAACAGUAGGACACGGCUGGAGCAGGCUGCUGGAGGAUACAUGAUCGGAGACCCUGUGCUCUUCAUAAGAGGCCCCAGCAAUCUACAGGCACUCGAUAGGGAAUACUUUCUGGGCUUAGGCGCGUUGGGUUUACUUGCUUUGCUUCUGCUUUUCGCGGGAUGGCAGGGUACUGGUGAUGAGGUUGACAGAUACGACAGCUCUCGACAGGAUUGUUAUUGCUAAUAUAUACAAGUAAUUUGUACACAGUUUACGUUCAUCAUAUCUUUAAAAUUUGUAAGGCCACACCAAUUUAAUUUCUUGGUUCACGGAUUCGCUCGCUCCUAUUU